Messenger RNA from Closterium sp. Naga37s-1, 5262 nucleotides. Lineage: Eukaryota; Viridiplantae; Streptophyta; Zygnematophyceae; Desmidiales; Closteriaceae. The record is from the annotation of a GenBank genome assembly.
AUGGUUCCAGCUCCCUCCUUUGACCUCUGCCUUUGCUCAUUCCUAACCACCAUAACGACUCCUCCCUUCCCCCCUCCUCCUGCCGCGUAUCCUCCAUCUCUCCCCACUCCUAUUACAUUCCCUCAGUCCCUUACGUGCAGAUGUUCCAGUCGCUGCUCUCUGCCCGCCCGCCGUAGGUCCCUCCCUCCCACCCAUUCACAUCAUAUUCUCAAUUCUUCCUUUCUCCCUCUCGCUCCUCAGAUUAUACCCCCUCUUCUCACCUCUCUUCUUCCCCUCACUGCCCUGCAGAUGUUCCAGUCGCUGCUCUGCCUUCUCUCAGUGGGUCCCUCCCUCCCACCCAAUCACAGCAUGCCAACAGAGCGACUCAACCGCACCUUUCCCUCCCUCCUCCACCCCCCUUCCUCGUCUCCCUCCCUUCUAUCCUCAUCCUCCUCCUCUUCUUCCCCCUCCUCAGCUGCUUCCCCUACAGCCUCCAAACCCCCCUCCCCCGCUCCUCUCAUCUUCCAGUACACUUUCCCCCUCACCAACACAAGCCUUGACUUUCUCCACUCUGACUUUCUAACCGUCCUGGAAUCCGCCCCUUCACAUGCUCCUGGGCAAUCAGAUACACCUUCCCCAGACACGCCUCCUGCUAGUAUGGCUGUUCCAGAUACGCCUAAUCCUUUAUUGACCAAGAAUAUGCCUGAGGGCACCAAUAACAGCAGUAUUACUGCCACCAAUAUCGUUGCUAGCUUUGGUAGCAGUAGCAACGCAGGCAUUGGCAGAAGUCUUCUCACAGAUACUUCUGAAACCACCCAGGAGCCAGGUUCGGAUGGGUUGAAUGCGGUGGAGCUGGGUUCGGACAGGUCAGGUGCGGCAAAGCCAAGUUCGGAGGGGUUGGGAGCGGUGAGAGUGGUGCGGCUGGAUGCGUGGGCGGCAUAUGUGGUGGCAGCACAGCCGCAUGUGCUGGUGAUUCACACGGGAGGCGCGUGGGUGGGGUUGCAGCAGCGAUGGCAGGAGCAUAGGGCGCGAAUACAUGCUUCUCAGGAGGGGCAGAAGGGGCAGGAGGGGCAGGAGGAGGGGCAGAAGGGGCAGAAGGGGCAGGAGGGGCAGGAGGGGCAGGAGGGGCAGAGUGCAGCGAAUGAAUCAAAGGUUUUUGCUGCUGUGGCUGGUAAAGGAGUUGAGGGAGGGAUGCGUGAGGAGAAAGUGGGAGCAGAAGGCAAGGUGGAGGUUGGUGGGGGAAAGGGGAAGGCUGGAGGGGGAAAGGGGGAGCCUGGUGGGGGAAAAGGGGAGGUUGGUGGGGGAAAUUGGAAGGCUGGAGGGGGAAAGGGGGAGCCUGGUGGGGGAAAAGGGGAGGUUGGUGGGGGAAAGGGGAAGGCUGGAGGGGGAAAUGGGGAGCCUGGUGGGGGAAAAGGGGAGGUUGGUGGGGGAAAGGGGAAGGCUGGUGGGGGAAAAGGGGAGGCUGGUGGGGGAACUGGGGGGAAUGGCGGGGGGAAUAAGGGGACGGGUGAAAAGGCGAAGGGAAAGGGUGGGGGGAAGAAGGGGAAUGGUGGGGAGAAGAGGGGGAAUGGUGGGGAGAAGAAGGGGAGUGGCGGGGAGAAGAAGGGGAGUGGAGGGGAGAAUAGAGGGAAUGGUGGGGAGAAUAGGGGGAAUGGUGGGGAGAAUAGGGGGAAUGGUGGGGAGAAUAAGGGGAAUGGUGGGGGGAAUAGGGGGAAUGGCGGGGAGAAUAGGGGGAAUGGUGGAGAGAAUAAGGGGAAUGGUGGGGAGAAGAAGGGGAAUGGUGGAGGGAAGAAGGGGAAUGGUGGAGGGAAGAAGGGGAAUGGUGGAGGGAAGAAGGGAAACAGUGGGGGAAAUGGAGUCGAUGGUUGGAAAAACAAAGGUAGCGGUGGUGGUAAUCAGGGAAAUGGCGGGGGCAAUCAGGGCAACGGUGGGGGGAGCAAGGAGGCCGGUCAGGGAAAUGACGGGGGGAAUGGGGGCAAGGGUGGGGGGAGCAAGGAGGUCGGUCAGGGAAACCAAGGGAAUGGUGCGGGAAGAAAGGGGAACAGUGUGGGGGAUAACAAAAUCAGUGCGGGAAACAAAGGGAAUGGUGGGAUGGCAUUGGGAGACAAUAGUAAAGCUGGGCAAAAAGGAGGAGGGACAGGAAAGCAGGCAGGCAGUGAGAUGAAGAAAGCGGGAGGAAAAGGGGAGAGCAGUGGUGAUAAGGCGAAGGAGAAACGCAAGGCUGUGGCAGAGACAGCCAGUGGAGGAGGAGGAGGGGACACCACCAGUGGUUCUCAGACUGAUCCGUUUGCAGGAGGGGAGUUGCGAAUGGGCGACUUUGGCAACAUGUCGAUACUUGAUGGAAUGGACGGUGCGGAUGAAGCGGGGCUCCUUGGUAGCACGGACGGAUCAGAUGCAGCGGAGGGGGGUUCAGGUGAGGCAGUGGGUGGAUCGAAAUUGGAGGAAGGUGAUGUGAGAUUAGAGGAGGGGGAGCAGCAGACAGGCGGAAGCUUUAUGGCGGAUGAAGCUGACAUAGUCCUAGAGGAAAUGUCCGAAGUGAGCUCUUCAGUCGGUCGGGGCAGCUUUCUUGAUGAGGAUAGGGCGGUGGAAAAUGAUGAAGUGCCGGAGCAGCAGCAGCAGGGCGGUAGUGUCAUGGCGGACGAAGCUGACCAAGUCCAAGAGGAGAUGUCUGAAGGUAGACUCUCAGAAGGAGAAGUGAUGCCUUCAGUCAAGCAAGUUACGUUUGAUGAGGAGGGUGAAGCGGCGAAAGAGGAUGCAGUGCAGGAGAAGGAUAACGAAUCUCACAUUGUUACAGGUGCAGAGAAUGAUGAGGAAGUUCGUGGGGAGGAUGUGCAUAACGAGGCUGCUAAUAAGGGGGAUGAGUCACCUGGAGGGCCUAGUGUGCUCCCACCUAACCUGCUUGACUCGGUUGACUUUCUUGACCCGGUAGCAGCUUUCACCAAGACCCUCCGCAUGCUGCAUCACUUCCUCUCCUCUCAACCCACCGCCGAAUCCCUCCCAACUUUCUUCCUCGGGCUGCCCCGAGAACAUUAUUUCCGGGCAGACGAGGACAACAGCAGCUCGCUCUGCCUGCCCGACGACGCCACGUGUCGAAAAUACGGGCAGUGUAGCGGGAAUUUGAGGCCGAGAGAGUGGUUGGAGGAGGGAGGGGAGGAGCAGGCGCAUCAGCAGCGGUGGCAGCGGUGGCGGUGGCGGCAGGAGAGGGAGAGGAGGGAGAGGGAAAAGGGACCCAACCGCUGCCGCUAUGCCACCACAAGUUGGCAAGACGCCGUGGGGGGACCCAAGCGCCGCCGCUAUGCCACCACAAGCUGGCAGGACGCCGUGGGGGGAGGUAGCAGCGGGGGGGGAGGCGCAGGAGCGGGGGCGGAAGGCGCAGGCGCAGCAGCAGGGGGCGGGGGGGGAUCGGGGGGAGAGGGGGGAGCAGGGGGAACAGGGGGGGGCGCGCGGAAGGGCGUGUAUCACUGCAACUACUGCCACAGGGAUGUGACGGGGGAGGUGCGAGUGAAGUGUGCGGCGUGUGUGGACUUUGACCUCUGCGCUGAAUGCUUCUCCGUGGGCGCCGCUGCUCACCCGCACUCCGCCUCGCAUCCCUAUCAUGUCAUGGACACCAUGAGCUUCCCUCUCGUGCAUGAGGACUGGACUGCUGACGAGGAGAUGCUGCUGCUCGAGGCGCUGGAGAUGUACGGAAUGGGCAACUGGGGGGAGAUUGCGGAGCACGUGGGGUCCAAGAGCAAGACACAGUGCCACGACCACUACCUCUAUGACUACCUGCUGUCACCAACCGGUCCCUUGCCUGAUCUAUCUCGCCUGCGCACACAAGCGGACACGGAAGCAGCCAAGGCAGCAAUGGAGGAGCAGGAGGCGGUAGAGACUGCAGCGAGGGCACAGGAGGCAGUUCUGUUCAAUGUUCCUGUGGUCAAGCCAGAGUCAGGAAGCAAGGCGGACGAAGCAGCAGCGCCGAUAACGAGUGGGUACAACACGAAGCGCAACGAGUUUGAUCCGGAAUACGACAACGAGGCAGAGGCACCGCUGGCAGAACUGGAGUUCAAGGAGUCAGACUCGAGCGUGGAUAGACAACUGAAGAUCAAGAUGCUUCACAUCUACUACUCACGGCUGGAAGAGCGGUCAAGACGCAAGGCCUUCAUCCUGGAGCGUGGCCUGCUGGACCCGAGAAGAGUGGACGGAACGAUCCGACCCGAAUCCACCACCGGCAGCAGGGGGAGAUGCAGAGGAGCACUAGGGGCUGGUGCAGAGCUUGACACAGGCGCAGAGGCUGCGAGACAGAGUGGCCGUUCUCCAGGUGAGGCUUGUGGUUCGUCUGAAGUAGCACCUAGUAGUAGUGCUGAUUUUGAGUGCGGAGGAGCACGAGGGGCUGGUGCAGAGCUUGACACGGGCUCGGAGACUGAGAGACAUAGUGGCCGUGCUGCAGAGCACGAGGGGCUGGUGCAGAGCCUUACCCAGGCGCAGAGGCUGAGAGACAGAGUGGCCGUGCUGCAGGAGUUGAGAGCAGCGGGGUGCAAGUCACUGGCAGAGGGGCGUCGGUUCAUCCAAGCCCAUUACAAGGACAACCCCACCGCUGCUGCUGCUGCCAUUGCGUGUCUUCCACCCUCCGCAACAGCUGCCCCCAUUGCGUGCCUUCCACCCUCCGCCACAGGUGGGGUAUGCACCCUCCGCCACGGUUGCACUCACAGCAACCAGCACAGCACCAUCAGCAAGAGGUCCCUCCUCCCCAUCACCUCAUGCUCCAUCUUCCCUGCUCCAAUGCCCCGCUUGUUCUUCAACCCUCUGCCACUUUUCCCACACCCUCUUUGGUCCUUUGGCACUUGCGCCACCGCCAUCAGCACAGCAUCAUCAGGAGGUGCCUCAGCAGCUCUCGACAUUUCCUCCCACCCAGGAUGCGACCUUCUAUCAGCCAAGGAGCGAGAGCUGUGCACGCACAUGCGCCUGUUGCCAGCACACUACCUCCGGGCCAAGCAGGUCAUCUUACUGCAAGCAGCCGUCUCAGGGAGAGCCGUUAUUUUGCAGCAGGCAGCCCUCUCAGGGGGGACCAUCUCACGAGCAGCAGUGCACCAACUCUUCCGCCUGCCCUCCGCCACCACUGAUGGCAUGUUCCUUGCGUUUUCUCCCUACAUCCCCCGUUCCCCUCUCCCCCAUCUCAACAGGCUCUUGCUGGGGGCGAACUGGAUAGCAGAAGCUGGUGGAAGUGGUACUGGUGGUGGGGGGAUGGGAGGGGCGAUGGGAGGGGCGAUGGGAGGGGGGAUGGUGAAGCAGGAGGGGAUGUGA